Hippoglossus stenolepis (Pacific halibut) is the source of this 2033-nucleotide messenger RNA. It is a transcript of the gene kctd10, whose product is annotated as potassium channel tetramerization domain containing 10. Gene Ontology annotation, cellular component: Cul3-RING ubiquitin ligase complex. Bases 92 to 1033 code for a protein of 313 amino acids. The record is from RefSeq and is a predicted model, not a curated record. The transcript is spliced from 7 exons. Lineage: Eukaryota; Metazoa; Chordata; Actinopteri; Pleuronectiformes; Pleuronectidae. Gene Ontology annotation, molecular function: ubiquitin-protein transferase activity; protein binding. Gene Ontology annotation, biological process: negative regulation of Rho protein signal transduction; protein homooligomerization; proteasome-mediated ubiquitin-dependent protein catabolic process.
UUUCAUAACUGCGCAGCGGCGGACCGGAAGGAAGUGGGUGUUAGCUGGCUGACGUUAGCGAGACAUAUUUACGAAGUCGGCUGCGGCUUCUAUGGAAGAGAUGUCAGGAGAGAGUGUGGUGAGCUCGGCAAUGCCUGCAGCUACAACCCGGACUACGUCCUUCAAGGGCUCCAGCCCCAGCUCUAAGUAUGUGAAGCUAAAUGUGGGUGGGGCCCUGUACUACACUACAAUGCAGACACUGACCAAACAGGACACAAUGCUCAAAGCCAUGUUCAGUGGCAGGAUGGAGGUCCUCACAGACAGUGAAGGUUGGAUCUUGAUUGAUCGCUGUGGGAAACAUUUUGGAACGAUCCUCAACUAUCUUAGAGACGGAGCCGUGCCGCUCCCAGACAGCCGGCGGGAAACUGAGGAACUGCUCGCUGAGGCCAAGUAUUACCUUGUCCAGGGCUUAGCUGAUGAAUGCACGGCUGCCUUGCAGAACAAAGAAACUUAUGAACCUCUUUGUAAAGUGCCUCUGAUGACAUCAUCUAAGGAAGAGCAGAAGCUUAUUGCAACAUCAAAUAAGCCUACUGUCAAACUUCUGUAUAACAGAAGCAACAACAAAUAUUCAUAUACCAGCAAUUCCGAUGACAACAUGCUGAAAAAUAUUGAGCUAUUUGACAAGCUGUCCUUACGUUUCAACGGGCGAGUCCUUUUCAUCAAAGAUGUGAUUGGAGAUGAGAUCUGUUGUUGGUCAUUUUAUGGCCAGGGGCGUAAGAUUGCUGAAGUUUGCUGCACGUCCAUUGUUUAUGCCACAGAAAAGAAGCAGACAAAGGUUGAGUUCCCUGAGGCGCGCAUCUAUGAGGAGACCCUGAACAUCCUUCUGUAUGAGUCCCACGAUGGGAGGGGUCCAGACAAUGCCCUGCUGGAGGCCACAGGAGGUGCUGCAGGACGAUCUAAUCAUCUGGAUGAGGACGAGGAGCGAGACCGAAUUGAACGAGUUCGUAGGAUUCAUGUCAAACGACCUGAUGACCGCACACACCACCACCAGUGACCCGCCUCCUUUGACCCGUCAGCCUGUGUCUCGGACCCUGGACAGUCUUUGCACCACGCUUGUGCCUUACAACACCCAGCGCCUCUCGCUCUCUCUCAUGCUCACUCUCACACUCUUAUUUUAUCAGCUUUCUCUAGGAGACUACUAUGAGAUGAGUCAUACAACAGAGUGCAGUGGUUAAGUGAUUUUGUGUUUGUUUGUGUGUCCACUUGUCCUCUUUGUUGAGUGGUCGACAGGCUGUUGUGAUCGUUAUGAUUACUCCUAUCAUUGUUUUCUGCUCAUGUGCAAUGAAAACAAAAAAUAUAUUGUCAGUAUACAUUUGUUAAUUGAGGCGUGAACUAGAUUACAUCUAGGAGAACAAUAAUUAUAUUGAGUAAGCAGCUAAAAAUUAGUGUAUAUAAUUUUUACUUUCCUUGUGGUCCUGACGGGUCCACUGCAACAGCAGUGGAUGAAGAUGUUGAACACAAUGAGGCCACAUGGUGGCACUGUUUUACUCUUAGAAGAUGUUUUCAAGGCUAUUUUGUAGCCUGCAGAUACUAGCAAUUAAACCUUUUUAAAAUAUAAUUUUUUUGAUAUAUGUAAGAUAUCACAGGUGGAUGCAACAUUUUACUGUAGUGCUUCUGCCACAUUUACUUUAACAAUAUGCAUUUCCCCUUCACUAAAUGAUUAUUAUUCUCAGUGGAGGAAACUUGAGCUGUGUCCUGAGGUGUUAAAUGUACUGGGUUGAUUGAAUGAUGGAUGCUGAGGUUGAAGUGAAUGACUGUUACCAGAGAUCUACCCGGCAGGAAGGGAAUCCUGUCUACAAGCUUUUUAACAGGGAGAGAAAUUAGACCUGUCCUUCGUCGCUGCAUUCAUCGGAGAAUGUCCUGUUUGCACACAAUAGGUUUAAGUUGAAAUAUGUCUAACAAUCACCCUACUUGUAGUUCUGUUGCACAGAAGUGACCAUAUAUGUAUGUUUUAUAUUUAUAUCUACUUUAUCACAAAUAAAUUUUUACAACCA